GAGCCUGUUGUAUCCUGUUUGGUAAAGGGUGAGAUUGAGUAGUGUAAGAGCUGGUACUGUGCGCUCGAUUUGAACGGAGCUGGGCACCAAUGCUGCCAAGCAUGGGUUAUUACAGUACCCUUCAAGGUGGAGACCAGCUUGAAGUUCAAUGAUGGCCCAAUGGGGUGAAAUUUUUACGACUGUCCAGUAUUAUCUGCUGGGACUGGGCUUCAUCUUCCCGAACAAAAGGGAUGAGCUUGCAUUCCUGCAGUAUGUUGGAAAGAGAAACGUGCCCAGGGCAUCUUUUCUGCACUCGGCCUCUUGCAUUGCAUGGCUUUUGUACCUUGUAAUAAUGCUGAUCUUUGCCAGCACAGAUCAGAACGAGAGGUGGAGAUAUACGAUGGCCGGUGAUCUCAUGGCCUUCACAGCUUUGUCAGAUAUCUGUGCAGUCAUUGCAGCUCAGUGGCUGUUUCAGUGGUACUACCGGUGGCAUGAGCAUCUGAAGGCCGGUCUGGCAAUUAUCAGUAUUUGCACCAUCAUGCAAGCAGGCAUCCUGCUGCAGGGCAAAGAACCUUCUUUACUCAAUGCGCCAAUAAUUUUGCUGCUGCAUGCCAUCAAGCUUACAAUAGACCAGGUGCGGCUCUCCACAGCAGUAUGGCUGUGGGCUCUUCAGCUGGGAGCGCUUCUUCUGAUGAGCGUUGGGCAGCAAUUUGAGGGUACAGGAGGGAGCGAAAUACAUCCACUUGUACAAGUAUUGCUUUUCUUCAGCAUAUUUGGUGUAAUCGCAUUGGGCAUUGCCCUGGAGGCCAGAACCCGGCUGCACUUUUGCAGGCUACAUGACAGGCCCCGCGGAGCACUUGGCAACUUUUGGGAAUGUGUCAAUGUGUGCUUGAUACUGUGCAAAGGCGCAACCAGGAAAGGCAUAUUGAAAAUGGGUAUAUUGCUGAGGUAUCCUCUCAACUUCACGAAACAAUUUUAAUAAGCAAAGAUCCUGCAGCCAGAAGUAGGCAGUAUGUACAGGGAUUGAGCUGCUUACCGUAUUUAGCAUGCGCUGUGAAAUGGAACUCCCUUAACAAUGCAGACACCUAGCAAAGUACAUUUUGCAGGACUGAUUGAGUCUUUGAACCCAACCAUAGAAUGGAACUUGUGAGUCCACCUAAUAAUUUUUGAUAGGCCCCACGGGUCCAAAAUUUGGCGCAUCUACAAUUUGGCACUUUUGAAUGCAAGAUUCAUGCGCACUUACAACAUACGCCAAAGAGCAUUGUAAUAAGAUACACAUGG
This is a messenger RNA of Coccomyxa subellipsoidea C-169, 1260 nucleotides long. RefSeq lists its product as hypothetical. The record is from RefSeq and is a predicted model, not a curated record. The transcript is spliced from 7 exons. The coding region runs from base 149 to 958 and encodes 269 amino acids. Lineage: Eukaryota; Viridiplantae; Chlorophyta; Trebouxiophyceae; Coccomyxaceae.